This is a messenger RNA of Insectozyma verbasci, 585 nucleotides long. Lineage: Eukaryota; Fungi; Ascomycota; Pichiomycetes; Serinales; Debaryomycetaceae. The record is from the annotation of a GenBank genome assembly.
AUGGCUGAAGUUGCACCAAAAUCGGUACUAUAUUGUAAAAUUUGUUCAUGGCCGCCUGAAUAUUGUGAAUUUGGCUCUUCAUUUAAAAGAUGUCAAGCAUGGCUACAAGAAAAUAAUGAGGAUUUAUAUAAUCAACUUUAUUCCAACGCAAAUUUAUCAAAUCAAUUAUCGUCAUUGUCAAUUGAAAAAGAAGCAAAAUUAUCAGCAGAUUUAGAGAAGAAACAAGCCAAAGAAGAGGCAAAAGCUGAAAAGGAAUUAGCUAAAAAAUUGAUGAGUAAAAUUACUAUAAAAAGAAUUGAAAGAAAUAAAAGAAAACACAUAAUUUCAAUAUCAGGAAUGGAAGUUUUAGAAAUGGAUUUGAAAAAAAUUUGUAAGACAUUUGCUAACAAAUUUGCAACUGGUUCAACUGUUCAGAAGAAUGCUGAAGGUAAAAAUGAUAUAUUAAUUCAAGGUGAUGUUAGUGAUGAAGCAAAAGAAAUUAUUGAAAAAUUAUUGACAGAACAAGGAUUAAAAGAUGUUAAGAUAGAACAAGUUGAUGAUAAGAAAAUCAAGAAAAAACAAGCAGCUCAAACGCAAACUAAAUAA